AUGCGCAGGCUGGAGCAUAACUACACACAAAGUUUCGCGCGCUUCCUUCGGAGUCCCAGCGCCGAGGGGGCGUGGUUGGGCGUGGCUUCGGCUGCGUAUUGUCAUGGAGACCAGAAGCUGUCCGCGGCUGAGGCGGAAGGCUGUGAGCCAGACGGUGCGGCGCGCGGGGCCGGAGCCCCGGGGAGCGCGCGACGGCCUGAGACUGCUUCUCAGGCUGACCGUUCCGGGUUCCGGGUAGGCUCGAGUGUCUGCAGGGAGUGUCCCCGCCCCGACGCGAGGGUCCCCGCCUCCCGCGACCGCACCGCCCCCGGCUCCGCCCGCUCAGCCCGGCUAACGGUCGGCGAGGCCUGCCACGAGGGAGCGUCCGCGGCCCGCGCAGAGCCGCGCACCGAGCCGAUGGCGUGGACGCGGCCCGGCCCCGCGCGUGGGCGGCCCGAGCCUGAGACAUGCCAAGCGGGUUCUUCAGUCCGCGUGCAGGCAGGCGCGCGGGGGCGUGUCCCUCGGGCCCACGCGUGUCCCCCUGAAUCUGUCUCGGCUCUCGUCCAGGACGACGACUUCUGAAAGCGAGCCAAGGAGAAUCGCAGUUGGUAAUGGAGCCCCUGACUGCCUGUGGAAGAAGGUGAUUCGGAAGACAGGGAGAUGAGGAUCAAACCAUGGAGAGAAAUGCAGUGUAAAGAAGAAACUAACAGAUACUUCUGUUACCAUUAUCGUCAAAUGGUUGAGU
Molecule: messenger RNA, 724 nt
Organism: Onychomys torridus (southern grasshopper mouse)
Lineage: Eukaryota; Metazoa; Chordata; Mammalia; Rodentia; Cricetidae
Exons: 4
Coding region: 1-561 (186 amino acids)
Source: RefSeq, a predicted model, not a curated record